AUGUUCCGCAAGAUCAGAGCCAAGCACGCAUCGACGGCCGAGGCAGAUUUUGAAGGUUGGUGCAAAGAGAUGAGGGAUGACGCCGCGGCGGCAACCAAGGAGGUCGUCACUGACCUCGGCGUUGACAAGAUGGAUAGCAGGUUGGCGCACCUACUGGAAGCCAAGGAAGCCCUCCUCGCGAGAUGGAAGAGGCAGAACAGGAGGCUCCGCAAGAAGGUUUCCGAAGUUAACAGGGAGAUCGAACAACACUGCAAGAACCUGUGUAAACAACAAUGGAAUGAGCUGUGCGAAUCCGUUGAGGGUCAGCUCAGAUCAGGAAAAAUCAGGGAAGAUGUCCAAUCGAGAAGGUGUCUCAAACACCUUCGCGAUGAGGGCAGCACCAGAUCCAGCCCGAGAGGAUCGCUCACGCGAGCCAUCCACCUCGCUACGGACUCUACCCUGGACGAGUUGACUGUCGACAAGCUCAUAGACAAGUACCUGCCAGUAGAGGAUAGCUCUGCCCCUACCCAGUUCCCGGACUACGCGGGGUAUGCGGUACCUGAGCUGGACCAGGACUUUACCGCGACCGAGAUCCGAGAUGUCCUUUUCUCCCUCAACGUCAAAUUUGCCCUUGGCCCGGAUAACGUCAGUAGCAGGAUGCUCAGGAACGUCGAUGAUGAGUCGAUCAACUUCCUCACUGAAAGGAUUAAUGAAGUCUGGCGUAGUGGACAGGUCCACACACAAUGGAAGACGGCCUGCACGGUACUCAUCCCCAAACCCGGUAAAGCACCACAAAUCGACGAUAUAAGACCGAUUUAUCUGACGUCCUGUGUCAGUCAGGUCGCAGAAAAUGCCCAGCUCAACAGGCUCAAGGUGCGCAUCGAGACCAGUGACAUGUACACCCACAAUAUGAUUGGUUUCAGAGCCGGCAUCUCGACACAGGACGCCAUGAACCUGAUAAAGCAUCAGAUCAUUGACCUGAGCACGGGUGAUACCAGAGCCAUCGCUGGAUUAGACCUACAGAAGGCCUUCUAG
Messenger RNA from Dermacentor andersoni, 1014 nucleotides. The record is from RefSeq and is a predicted model, not a curated record. Lineage: Eukaryota; Metazoa; Arthropoda; Arachnida; Ixodida; Ixodidae.